Molecule: messenger RNA, 2313 nt
Organism: Zea mays
Lineage: Eukaryota; Viridiplantae; Streptophyta; Magnoliopsida; Poales; Poaceae
Exons: 3
Coding region: 1054-1665 (203 amino acids)
Source: RefSeq, a predicted model, not a curated record
CGUCGUCCCAGCGCCGUGAGUGCUCGCUGCUUUCCCGUCUUGUCCCUUCUCUCUCUUCUCUCCUUCUCCUCGCUUCAGAAACGGCGGGGGGAGCAGAGCACGGUUCAGAAACGAAAGAGAGUUAGAGCACGGUUCGUCGCGGGGGAAGCAGGAGAGGAGCUGACACGGCGGCGGGGGCGAGACGGCGGGGAGGCAUGGACGGGCACGGCGGCGGAGCCGGUAAGCUGACGAGGACGCCGUCGCCUACCAUGCGCGCGGGUCCCGGCACCGUAUCGUUCCACGCGCUUGGGUGCUCUUCCAGCAGUACGUGGCCACCGGGCAGAUCGAGCCGGACCUCGCCGGCGCCGCACUCACGGUGCUCGGUGAUGUAGCAGCCGACGCGAAGCAGGAGCACCGCGACCCGGUGUACGCCCAGGUGCUCUCGAGUGUUCUUGGGGCGAUACAUGACUGGUCAGAGAAACGGCUGCUUGAUUACCAUGAAUGGUACGGGAAGGGCAUGGCUGCCACCGGCGCUGGGGCAAUGGUGAUUCCGCUGUCUCUGGCACUUUCCACGAGCAAGAUCAUCGCAGAGAGUGUGCCUGGGAUGGGCAUCGAUCUGGCAGACUCCGAGCUCGACGGCAUCGGGAGCUUCGCUGGCAACCGUGUGGAGUUUCUUUGGAGGAAGUGGACCUAGCAGUGUAUCCAGUUCCAGCUACAAGAGCCCUAUACUGAAGAAGGCUAGGAUAGAGGUUAACAGUCGAGCAAGAUUGUAGUCUGCUAUGCAAAAGAAUACUUUUGCGAGGUUUGCCCCCGCUACUAUGCUAUCAGUCCAUAUCGACAAUGAAUGGUUUCAGCAAAAUGCAAUUUCAAUCUCUCAUGUUGUUGCAGGUCAUCUCAGCCAAUAAGGACGACCUCUGUUAGUGGACAGCCAGUGAGAAAAACUACCAUUCAUAGACCCAAUUCAACCGUCACCAUCACCAAACCGAUGGGAAAAAGCAGGCAAAUUCAGAACAGCAGGCCCAAAUUCUAGGAAACGAUUUGCUGCGAUAUCGCAAUUUCAACUCCAGAGCUCAUAUGUCCUCAGCGAGACCAUGGCACGGCUCGCCAAGGACAAAUCUGAUGCAACGACAGGCAUUGGAGAACGAGCUCGGACAAGGGAACAGCAUGGUCAUCCAACGAGACGACGACCCCAGCGAGACCAUGGCACGGCUCGCCAAGGACACGGAGCAGCUGGCUCAGUUCGAGCUGGAGAACUUCAGCCCGGUGCUGAAGCGGUGGCACCCGUUCCCGGGCGCGUCCGCGGUGGCCACGCUCCACAGCUGCUACGGCGUCUUGCUGAAGCAGUACGUGGCCAAGGCGACGUGCCUGACCAACGAGCUCGUGCAUGUGCUGCACGCGGCGGGCAGGCUCGAGAAGGCCCUGGUACCGAUGAUGGUCGAGGACGUGGCGGACAGCGACGACGGCGGCAGGUCGUUGGUCAGGGAGGUCGUCCCCUACGACGUGGACUCCCUCGUGGCGCGCUUCCUCAGGACUUGGAUCAAGGAGAGGCUCAGGUCCGAUUCUACAGCGGCGACGGCUACGCCGGCGAGUGGGCCGGCGGCCAGAGUCACGGUAUCGGCGCCCAGACCUGCUCCGACGGCAGCACGUACGCCGGCGAGUUCAAGGGCGGCGUCAAGCACGGCCUAGGCUGCUACCAUUUCAGGUGAACACCGUGAAGCACACAGCAGAGGAACUCGACGGCCAGGGAGCAGACGCGCGCGCAGGGAGGAACGGCUAUGGAGCUUGGGCUAGCGGCUGUUGCAAGGAUGAGGAAGACGGCUGCUGCAUUCUAGAGAAAUUUGCGCAGGAAGAGAAGAGGAGAAAAGAACGACGGCUGCUAGGAGAGAGGUAACGGAUGUAGACGACGUGAGUAUCCAUGGUUUUAAUCAAAGAGGUUACCAAGUAAUGGAGUGUUCUUGUUCGUUUUAGCGAGUGGCCUAUUCCCUGCCUUUCCAUAUCAGCUAAUCCCUCGUCUACGCCUCCAAAACGUCGAAGCCGCACGUGAGGAUCUCCAUAAUAGCAAAUUUCUCUAAAUUUAGAGGACGCUGCUGAAGAGCGUAGAUGACCAUUUAAUCCUCUAUAUUUAGGAUACAUAACCUUUAGAGUAUCUUGCUGGAGCUAGCCUAAUGUGCAAGCAAGCGCUCGCGUGUUUCUUGAUUUGUUUUUGGUGCUCCUUGGCAUGAGAAGAAAGGAAAGGCUUUCGCCUAGUUUUUCCAUGGUGCAGGAUUGGAAAGGCUGAUCAAGUGAUCAGCCCACAUGCCAAGGAUUGCACAGACAGUCAGGCACAUAGCAUGA